Messenger RNA from Mycosarcoma maydis (corn smut), 2226 nucleotides. RefSeq lists its product as uncharacterized. NCBI's taxonomy places the organism in Eukaryota, Fungi, Basidiomycota, Ustilaginomycetes, Ustilaginales. Gene Ontology annotation, molecular function: cholinesterase activity. The record is from RefSeq and is a predicted model, not a curated record. The transcript has a single exon. The coding region runs from base 1 to 2226 and encodes 741 amino acids.
AUGAAGUGCUUCGCCCCUGCCUUCGGUGGCAUUCUCGCCGCCUUCAUGCUGGGUAGUCAGAUCGGCCAUGCUGCACCUUCUACCUUUUCUGCGCGAGACAACUCACAAGCCAGUACUGAUGCCGCUGUCAAGCAAGCCGAUCUCGGCCCCAUUCACAUCCUCUUCCAGAACGAUCUCAGCACGAACGCUUCAACCGGAGCCCUUCUCCUUCCACAGGCGGUCGCCCCGAAUAGCGCUUCGCAGAUCUGUCAGCGUCUAGGCGAGAGCUUGUUCCCCUUCGACGAGUCGCUCCAAGGUGGUAUCGGAUCGGACCUGGUCUCCCAGUUCGACUAUUUGCGAUAUGCGGGCACGAUCGGCUGGUGGGACACCUUCUGGCUUGAUGGCGGUGAUAGCAAUGUGGUUGCGUACAAGGCUAGUCGUGGCGCUGUUCGGAGCUAUGGUCACGGUGAGAAGCUGGGCGUCCUUUGCACGCACACUGCCAAGCCGACUGUGGUGUCACGCACCAACUCGUACGCUGACCAAGAGGAAGGCUCUGUGGAGGCUGACAAGCGGGUUUCUGUCCAGGCUGGCGAUUAUACGCUUACGGGAUUUCGAGACAGGCGAUCGUGGAGAUUCUUAGGUAUUCCAUUCGCAGACGCACCCGUAGGAGCCAAGCGAUUCAUGCACGCUACCGCUUACACGGGCGACAAGAUCCUCGACGCUACAAAAUACCGCAACGCCUGUGUCCAGGCAACUACCCCGCUCGGCCCCACGCCUUUGGGCGAAGACUGCCUCAACCUCAACAUUUACACUCCUACACUCGGAUCGUCCGGCAAGAACGGGCUCAAACCUGUCCUUGUCGCCAUCUACGGUGGAGCGUUCAUCUCUGGUCGCAACGCACUCCAUUCGUACGACGGUGGCAAUCUCGCUUCUCGCUCCGACAUUGUCGUCGUCAUGAUCAACUACCGUCUCGGUGCACUGGGCUGGCUCGCUUCGGCUCAAGACCUUCCGGGCAAUGCCGGGCUGAGCGAUCAGAUCCUGGCUUUGAAAUGGGUCAAGCGACACAUUGCUGCUUUUGGAGGUGAUCCGGAUCGGAUCACGAUCGGCGGCCAGUCGGCAGGUGCUCAGAGUGUCUCAGCGUUGCUCUCUAGUUCGCACGCCAAGGGAUUGUUCAGGGCAGCAUUCAUGAUGUCCAAUCCCUGGAUACCCUGGGCGAGUCGAUCGGUGCAGACCAAGUACGUUACACCUGCCGUGGCGGGUAGUUUGGGAUGCCCUACAAGUGGAAAAGAGAUGGUCGAAUGUUUACAGAAAGUGCGAGACCCUGCCAAAUUUGUGCAAGGAGAACCAUUUACGAAUGCGACUAAUGCGAUCACAGUUGCGCUGUCCAAGGCAGCUGACUCCAGUCUCUUCUUAUCGUCGCUGGAACCUUUUUUGCCUACACCGGACGAUUUGCUCGACGAUCACAUCUUCUACCUCGCUGGCAAUGGCACCAUCCCGAAUCGAGUGCCGAUUCUGGUAGGAACAACUUCGGGAGAAGGAACGCCCUUCAUCUAUUCCGAGCUUAACGAAACCAUACCCAAUUCGCAAGCUGCACUCGAUAAAACUUUCACUCUUCUCUACGAUCCCGAAUUCAUUCCCCAACUCGACCAGUCGGGCUUCUUCAAGCUCGACGCUUCUAACAACGACAGUGUACGGGAGGUGGUGAGCACCGCUUUCAUGUACAACUUUUUCACGUGCCCCACCCAACGUAUCGUGAACACGGCACAGCAGACAGGUCAGUUUCCCAAAGUAUACCUGUACGAGACUGAUUCGGGCUACACAAAUACAGAGGAUGUGCCAGCCAAGUGCGCAGCGGAAGCGACAGGCGUACAAGUGUGCCAUGGCGACGAUCUCAAGAACGUCUUCGGAUCUCUGAAUUACGAAGGUCUCGAGGUGUCCCGUGAGUAUCUGGAUUUUGUUAGCUACACCACGGAUGCGUUUAGCGCUUUUGUGCGAUCCGGAACGCCCAACCCAAGCGAUGCUUAUUUGAAGGCGCGAGGUAGGAGCUAUACGUACACGCACAAUGUUCAGCGCCACAACCCAUGGAAGGCGUUCAGGGAACCACUGUUGCAGGACUCCGAGCAGAAGACGCAGUAUCUAUCUGCGCCAAACGGCGUAACGAGAGGUGCGGUACCGCAUAGAGAGGCAUGCGAUUUCUUUGUCAGCAACGGAAAGCUGACAAAUCAGAAGCUGGACAACUCUCUCUAG